This is a messenger RNA of Serpula lacrymans var. lacrymans S7.9, 1907 nucleotides long. RefSeq lists its product as uncharacterized. Gene Ontology annotation, molecular function: aspartate-tRNA ligase activity; ATP binding; RNA binding. Gene Ontology annotation, cellular component: cytosol; aminoacyl-tRNA synthetase multienzyme complex; cytoplasm. NCBI's taxonomy places the organism in Eukaryota, Fungi, Basidiomycota, Agaricomycetes, Boletales, Serpulaceae. Bases 60 to 1688 code for a protein of 542 amino acids. Gene Ontology annotation, biological process: aspartyl-tRNA aminoacylation. The record is from RefSeq and is a predicted model, not a curated record. The transcript is spliced from 8 exons.
GACUAUAACUUGCACUAGUCACUGCAAGAUUUUGUUUGCUCUGAAAAGUCUUAUUAAUCAUGGCGGAUACCAAUGAACCUGUCAAACCCCAGGAAGAAGGAGAGAAAGCCGGCCCAUCCAAAAAUGAGCUCAAAAAACGCGCAAAAGAAGCUGAAAAGGCAAAGAAAGCCGCAGAGAAGGCUGCUCGUCAAGAGGAGCAGGCCAAAUCGAAGGCCGAAACUGAAGUCGAUUUUGCAGCUCAAUAUUACGGAAAACUUCCUUUGCACCAGUCUCAGUCACGUCCUGGCCGAGCUCGCACCCAAAUCGCUGCACUCUCCGCUGAGAAUGAUGGACAGCGUGUACUUAUUCGCGCCCGCAUACAAACAUCUAGGGCACAGGGUAGCAAGAUGGUCUUCCUUAACCUCCGUCAACGUACCGACACUGUCCAAGCAUUGCUUACCGUCACGCCAGAAAAGGUUAGCAAACAGAUGGUCAAAUGGGCUGCUAGCUUGGCGGAUGAGAGCAUCGUACUAGUUGAAGGAAGCGUAAAGAAAUCGCCUGAAAUUAUCAAGAGCGCGACAGUGGGCGAUGUCGAAAUACAUAUUGACCAACUAUUCCUCAUUUCUGCGAUUGAGGGACGUCUUCCGUUCUCCCUUGAGGAUGCCUCACGGCCAGAGAAUGCAGGAGAGACAGCAGAGACGCAGUUUAAUAAAGUACUCUUGGAGACUCGGUUGAACAACCGCAUAGUCGAUCUGCGUACCACGACUAACCAAGCGGUCUUUAGACUUCAACAUGGUAUUGGUGACCUUUUCCGCGAGUACCUCAAUAAGAACGGUUUUAUUGAGAUCCAUAGUCCAAAACUUCAGGGUGCCGCAACGGAAUCUGGCGCAUCAGUAUUCAAAGUUAGCUACUUCAAAGGCACCGCCUUCCUCGCACAAUCGCCCCAACUUGCCAAGCAGAUGGCCAUUGCGGCUGACUUUGAGCGUGUAUACGAAAUUGGGCCUGUUUUCCGCGCCGAGGAUUCCAAUACACACCGACAUAUGACAGAGUUUAUAGGGCUCGAUCUCGAGAUGGUCAUCGAGGAACACUAUCACGAAGUACGCGAAUUGCUCGACGGCAUGUUGCUGAGUAUCUUCCGUGGUCUAAAGGAGAAGUACUCAAAAGAAAUCGAAGUGGUGGGCAAGCAGUUCCCCGCGGACGAGUUCAAGUGGAGGGAAGGCCCAGAGGGGACACUUACACUAACAUUCAAGGAAGCCGUAGAACUCCUGGUCGAAGAUGGUGUUGACAGAGAGAUAUUGGAUGACAUUAACACCGAAAACGAAAAGAGACUUGGGCGUAUUGUAAAAGCAAAAUAUGAUACCGACUACUUCAUUAUUGACAAAUUCCCGAUGGCCCUUCGUCCAUUUUACACCAUGCCUGACCCUGAAGAUCCUAGCCUCUCUAACUCGUAUGACUUUUUCAUGCGUGGUGAAGAGAUUCUCUCUGGUGCCCAGCGUAUACACGACCCUACUUUCCUCGCAGAGCAGAUGCGGGGCAAGGGAGUCGAUCCCGAGAGUAUGUCGGGCUACCUGGACGGAUUCCGCAUGGGCUGCCCGCCACAUGGCGGAGGUGGCAUAGGGUUAGAGCGAGUUCUGAUGUUGUUCUUGAAACUGAACAACAUCCGUCGUGCGUCGUUGUUCCCAAGGGACCCCAAGCGAUUGGAGCCGUAAGGAUGCUUCUUAGAAGUACUUUAGGUAGUAGUUUGGGCGUCCGUGUUUCCUUUGUUAACAUUGUUACAUUUUGCCACUCGGGUGAUAUGCAGUGAAGCCAAGGCGUAUUGCUACGUUUAGCAUAGUAGAGGCUCGUUUCGUAGUUUUUCUUGUUUAGGUCCGCACAUUUCGAUGUUGUAGCUAUUUCAAGUACUUGAUCAGGAUUUCUGAUACCAUCGG